Erpetoichthys calabaricus (reedfish) is the source of this 1415-nucleotide messenger RNA. It is a transcript of the gene usb1, whose product is annotated as U6 snRNA biogenesis 1. The record is from RefSeq and is a predicted model, not a curated record. Gene Ontology annotation, biological process: U6 snRNA 3'-end processing. The transcript has 7 exons. Lineage: Eukaryota; Metazoa; Chordata; Cladistia; Polypteriformes; Polypteridae. Gene Ontology annotation, molecular function: 3'-5'-RNA exonuclease activity. Gene Ontology annotation, cellular component: nucleus. The coding region runs from base 302 to 1162 and encodes 286 amino acids.
CCGCGGCGCACGCGCACUCGUCGUUAAGCGAGAGGAUUCAAGCACGCGAAAGAAAAGUGCCAAUUGGCCUUUCCGCCUUUGAUGUAGGGCAGUAAUGGACUGGACGUCCUUCCGUCCAUUCUGGGCUAAACAAACCCCAGAUCAGUCUGAUGACACUAAUGCACCGAGCCGUGCUCUUUCCCUACCGUCUGCCUGAAGUUAGAAACCGAGGCGGAACUUCCAAUCUGCAUUCCCUGGUCCGGCCGGAGCUCAGGUGGUGGUGCACACGUACGGCUGAUCGGAGCGCUCCCGGCUUUUGGCGAUGCUCGUCAACUACAGCAGCUCUGAGGACGAGGAAAGCGAUGGUGGCAGGAAGCGGAGACGGAGCGGAGACGAGGCGGAGAAGACUGCGGGCAGUAAGCGCAGUAAACCUGGGACGAGAAAUGACCAAAUUGGUGACAUGCAGAAGAAGCCGAGCAGAACAAAUGAAAGUGGGACUCGCAUCCUGCCAGUGCCCAGCAGCAUACUGGAGAUGUUUAAAGAGGACAGCGUGGAGGAGGCGUCUAGUGACAGUUCCAGGCACGGUGGACGCAUCCGUUCUUUCAGACACGAGCGAGGAAACUGGGCGACGUACGUCUACUUGCCGUACUUUGCUGAGAGGGACUUUGAAGAGCUAGCAGACCGACUGAUCUCGGCGGCCGGGGCUCAUGGGAUUUCUCUUACCAGAAUGGAGGAAUUUCACAUCAGCCUCUCUCAGACGGUUGUUCUGCGCCAUCACUGGAUUGAGCCCUUUGUCCUCUCUCUGAAGGAGGCCCUGGCACCGUUCAGCAGGUUCCUUUGUGUUGCUGACAGGCUAAAUGUGUAUGCCAACCAGGAAAAGACGAGGACGUUCCUCGGACUGGAGGUCACACUCGGGCAGGACGAGCUCGUGCAUGUGGUUGGAGCCAUAGAUAAAACCCUGGAGGCCUCCAGGCUGGCCACCUUCUAUCAGAACCCCUCAUUCCACAUUAGCCUCGCCUGGUGUGUCGGGGAUCACAAAGAGAGGCUGGAAGGCCUGUGCGCUCAACUGCAGGGCAUCGUUCAUGAUUCAGAAGACGGUGGCGAGCUGACAAGAUUGUGGGCAGAGGACAUCCGCUGCAAAUCUGGGAACAAAGUCUUCUCUUUCCAGCUCCACCGAGACUAACCUGCUCACGUUUGUGAUGACUUGGCCAUCGUCGGGGUCUUCGUCUUUUGGCUCUGCCCCUAUUUCUUCUGACCGGCUGUGCAUGUGGAUUUAGGAGUCAAGGCUCUUGGCCCCUCAGUGACAUUUAAGACAAAAUUCUUACUUUGUGUGGCACUAAGAAGCACCAUGUGUGUGAGCUGGUAGGAGGAGGAGGAAGCACUCAUCAUCUAUGAAUGUUUAGACUCUUGAUGGAGUGCUUGUGUUUUUUUACGUA